This is a messenger RNA of Eimeria mitis, 1791 nucleotides long. RefSeq lists its product as uncharacterized. Lineage: Eukaryota; Apicomplexa; Conoidasida; Eucoccidiorida; Eimeriidae. The record is from RefSeq and is a predicted model, not a curated record.
AUGGCGCCGCAGGAGCUGCAGCAAGAGCUACACAGCAUCCGCCGCGAUCUGCUGCUGGGUGUUGCUGCUAUCUUCGAGGAGAUACAAGACGAUAGAUAUUUGCUGCCGGUGCUGCAGCAGCCGCCGCAGCCGCCAGUGCAGCAGCAGCAGCAGCAGCAGCAGCAGCAGCAGCAGCAGCAGCAGCAGCAGCGGGAGGGAACGCUCGCGUCGCCGUCUACAUGGGCGUCAUACAGUGAAAGCAGCAGCAGCAGCAGCUGCUGCAGCAACAGCGGUCUAGCUCCAACAGGGGGCGGAACAGCAGCAGCAGCAGCAGCAGCAGCAGCAGGAGCAGCAGCAGCAGCAGCAGGUACCCUGGAUGGUUCUGCUGCUGCUACAGGUCCCUUUGGCAGCAGCAGAAACGACGAGUUGUUAUCUACCGAUACCGAAGCAAAAGAAGCAGCAGCAGCAGCAGCAGCAGCAGCAACAACAACAGCAGCAGCAGGAGAACCCCCUUCAACCUCCUCCUCCUCCUCCUCAGCAGCAACAGCAGCAGCAGCAGCAGCAGCAGCAGCAGGAGCAGCAGCAGCAGCAAACGAAGGUUUAGCAUUGGAGUUAGAGUACAUAAGCCCAGUAGGAAAAGAAGGCAGCACGUUCCUUGUUGCUGCUCUUGAGGGUCACCUGCUGCUGCUGCGGUCUCACCGCUGCUGCCAGGAGGGGGGCUGGUGGUCCACUGAGUUUCUAUCGCGCCGGGAUGUCCGGACCACUGUGCAUGCAGACUUGUUUCUGCUGCUGCCGCUACACAGGCUGCAGCAGGCGCUGCAGGCGGGGUGCUCCUGCUGCAGCAGCAGCAGCAGCAGCAGCAGCAGUGGUGCUGCUGGUGGUGGUGGGGGGGGUAAUGAUGUGCAACGAACUGCUGUUGAUGGGAUUCAAAUGCAGCAGCAGCAGCAGCAGCAGCAGCAGCAGUAUGAACAGCAGCAUGACCAGCAGCAGCAGCAGCAGCAACAGCAACAGCAGCAGCAGCAGCAAGAGUGCAAGUGUAUGUGUGCUGCACAUGCACAGCUGGCUGAGGUGUAUGAAGAGGAGGAAUCUGAGUUGAUGAUGCAGCAAGCGCUGCAGGCAGGCUGCUCCUGCUGCAGCAGCAGCAGCAGCAGCAGCAGUGGUGCUGCUGGUGGUGGGGGGGGUAAUGAUGGGCAACGAACUGCUGUUGAUGGGAUUCAAAUGCAGCAGCAGCAGCAGCAGCAGCAGCAGCAGCAGCAGCAGUAUGAACAGCAGCAUGACCAGCAGCAGCAGCAGCAGCAGCAGCAGCAACAGCAGCAGCAGCAGCAGCAGCAGGAAUGCAAGUGUAUGUGUGCUGCACAUGCACAGCUGGCUGAGGUGUAUGAAGAGGAGGAAUCUGAGUUGAUGAGCAGCCGCUGCAGCGCAGCAGCAGCAGCAGCAGCAGAUGACAACUGCAUGCAUUUGUUCGAUAGCAGCAAGACAGGGGGAGCUUUGCUGCUGCCUGUUUGUCUCCGCGAUAAAACAAAUGUAUUAUUUUGUCCUUGCAACUUCGUGACGCGUGUAGCUGUGCUGCGGCCGCAGCAGCAGCUGCAGCAGCAGCUGCAGCUGCUGCAUCAGCAGCUGCUGCAGCCGCUGCUGCACCUGCUCCCAGCAUCUGUUGCAGCAGAGUGGGUACGAGACUCUAUCAAUGGGGGCCCCUUUCUUCUUCCUGCUGCUGAGGUAGCUAGGCUGAGGACGCUGCAGCGGAUAGCUGCUACUGCUCCUUGGUGGCAUGCACGGGCGCAGCAGCUGUAUGAGCAGCAGCACAGCGGAUAG